AUGAAAAAUUCUAUGUCGGCGUGGCCCGACAUAGUAUUUAUCGACGGCACAUAUAUGCUCCUCAAAACACGUCUCACGGUGAUGCUUCUCGUAGUAGAAGAUGGUAAUGGUCUCACCGAAGUCGUUGGAGUUGGAUUGCUUGCCAACGAAAAUCGCCCAACGUUCGAGUGGUUUCUACGAACAUUUAAGGAUGCCAAUACCGAAGCUUGCUCCAGAAUCCGGAGCAUAAUGGGAGACAAAGAUCUUCUGGAGCGCGAUGUAUUGAAAGAAGUUUUUUCGGGUGUUCCAGUCUACAUUUGUCGGUUCCACACGUUAAGAACAUUUAAAAGAGCUAUCUCGACCGAAAUCGCUGGAACUAAAAAAGUCGAGUGUCUAAAACUGCUGGAGCGAAUGGUGUAUAGUUCAUCAGAAGACGAAUAUGAUAAACUGUACACCCAGUUUCGCGAAAUAGCUCCAGACCAAGUUUUGAAUUAUUUUGUAAAAAACUGGCACGAAAUCCGGGAGGAUUGGACAGCUUAUAGCAUGACCGACGGAAAUUUAAAAAACAUGACCAACAAACGAUUGGAGUCCAUGAACGGAAAAAUCAAACAAGUUGUCCAAAAAAAUAGUUCAUUGGUGGAAUUUAUUAACAAGUUUUUCGGCUGGCUCCGCUCGCAUAAUUUCGAGGCAAAUGCAAAAUUGGCAAAAGCUUUUUUGAAAGUUCCGGUUGAACCCUAUAGCGCGGAGACCGAUGAAUACAAAUUUAAAAGAUAUUUGAUGCCAUUUGUUUUUCCUACCGUUCUCGGUGAAUUGGAAAAAGUAAAAUAUAUUCAAAUAAACGAAUGUAUUGAUGAAACAGAAAAAAAAUGCAUCAUAAAAUCAAAUCGAGCGAAUCUUGAAGCGAGCGAUCGGGUAUGUCAUUGCGAAGUCUGGACAUCUUCUCUUCUACCGUGUCGUCAUAUCUUCGCUGUUCGCAAACACUUUGGUAUGCCGCUAUUCGCUGAAGAAUUGUGCAAUCAACGAUGGACGAGACAAUACGUAAUGGAAAAUCAUCGAUCUUUUAACCAGUCGGGAUUACAAAUUCAAAAAACUGUAGACUCCCCGGUACCGUCAGUACACACUGUAAUAUCGAAAAAGCCCGUUUCCGUUCAAGAUAAGAGAAGAAAAAUAACUCCGUUCGCAAAACAAUUAAUCGAUUUGGCGAGCAAUGCAUGUGGUCCUCGGUUUGACAACAGGAUGGACAUUUUGAAGACCAUUUGCCAUUCUUGGAGCGAAGGGCAUGAAGUAAAAAUCCUAAAGCUAAAUGACCUUACGGAAUUCGAACCAAACGAAGAAGUAAAUGUUGGUUAA
Venturia canescens is the source of this 1329-nucleotide messenger RNA. RefSeq lists its product as uncharacterized. NCBI's taxonomy places the organism in Eukaryota, Metazoa, Arthropoda, Insecta, Hymenoptera, Ichneumonidae. The transcript has a single exon. Gene Ontology annotation, molecular function: zinc ion binding. The coding region runs from base 1 to 1329 and encodes 442 amino acids. The record is from RefSeq and is a predicted model, not a curated record.